AUGCUGUGCAUUGUGGGUGCGCAGAAGACAGGGGACUGGGCACUGGAGUGUAAUGGAGUCGGCCUGUGGCAAACUGUUGUCUCAGGACGAACCUUGAAUGGUCAAGAUGCCAAGGCCGGGGCCUGGCCCUGGCAGGUCAGCGUACAGAGAUACGACUCUCACAUCUGCGGUGGUUCGCUCAUCUCCAAGAGCUGGAUGGUGUCAGCAGCUCAUUGCUUCGAUCCCAUCACUGUGUGGCUGUUUCCCAGCCGCUCCACCCCAGAGCCGGCUGUACCUCAGCGCCAGGUGCAGGUGGGUGAAAACAGGAUUGUCAGUGAGACCCCAACCCAGAUGUUCUCAUCGGUGAAGCAGGUCGUCCUCCAUCGCUAUUACAACAGUAGCACUUUCCUUGCCGACAUCGUUCUGGUGGAGCUGGAGAAGCCAAUUGCAUUCACAGCCUCCAUCAGCCCCGUGUGCCUGCUCGAUGCCUCCAUCCAUGUGCCUGCUGGAGAUGCCUGCUGGGUGACUGGCUGGGGGAACAUUCACCCCGAAGCGAGUUCUUCCCUAGCGGAGACACUGCAGGAGCUGGAGGUGCUCACCAUAGACACCACAAUUUGCAACGAUCACUUCCGGGAAGCAUUACAAAAGUCUGCAGGUGACAACCCCAUCAAAGAGGACAUGAAGUGUGCCGGGCACAUAGAAGGCUAUAAGGGGACGGACCCGGGUGACUCUGGGGGACCCCUGGUGUGUGAUGAGGAUGGGACCUGGUACCUUGCUGGGAUUGUGAGCUGGUUACUGAAAACAACAGUGAACAGUGUUGCUGCUGGUUACCCUGGGGUCUACAACCGCCUGAAUGUCCACAACAAUUGGAUCCAGGAGAAUGUGCCUGGUGUGAGUUUCAUGGUGGUGAACUUCACUCUGAACAGUGCCAGUCCCUCUAUUGCUGUCACUACGAACAGUGCCGGAUCCUCUGCAAGCAUCCCUGAGGUCCUUCUCCUCACUGUGCUUCUGUGGCUGACCCUGUGA
Chelonoidis abingdonii (Abingdon island giant tortoise) is the source of this 1005-nucleotide messenger RNA. The record is from RefSeq and is a predicted model, not a curated record. NCBI's taxonomy places the organism in Eukaryota, Metazoa, Chordata, Testudines, Testudinidae.